Molecule: messenger RNA, 2468 nt
Organism: Striga asiatica
Lineage: Eukaryota; Viridiplantae; Streptophyta; Magnoliopsida; Lamiales; Orobanchaceae
Source: the annotation of a GenBank genome assembly
AAUAAAAGCAAAUGAAGGGGGAGAGUUCAGAGGGGUGUGUGUGUUUGUGUGUGUUGGGGUGUAAAUUUGAGCUACUAAAAUUGCAAAUAAAUCUGGAAAAAAAAAAAAUGAGGUGUUGAUCAACCCACAAAACUCUCAUCUACCUUGCCUCUUCUAAUUGCCAUCUAACCCUUCUAAAUUGGAUUUUUAUUUGUUAUUUUUGUUAAUUUUUUGUUUAAAAAAUUUGCAUUUUUUUGCUUGUACAUUUCUCUCUCUUUAUCUAGAAUUUCACUCACUCUCUAUCUCUCUCUCAUCUAUCUUUUUCUCUGUGUGUGAACAGGCGGAUCUUGGUGUCAUUUUCAUCUAAUUCUCCGCUGAUCAAACAAUAGGGUUUCCUGGUUUUUCUUUUUAUUUUUCAGCUAAAAUUGCUUUCUUUCAUCUGAAAAAAUAAAAAAGAUUUGAACUUUCUUGGCUUUUCAAUUCUCGUUUGUUUUGAUCUUUGUCCGGCCCUCAACAGAAUUUCAGCCUGUGUUGUUCGUUUUUUGUGUUGUGAGCAUAAUUGGAAACCAGAUUUGAGCUUUCAGAGCUUUCAGAGGUUGUUGGUCUCAAUUUUCAUUUUGUUCAGAUUGAGGAAAUCAACAUUUAUAGAUAUAAAAUAAAUCGGGCUCUUGGAUAUUAUAUUUGUAAGCUUUUCAGGGACUGGUUCAAUUUUAGCCCAAGUUGAUUUGAAGUCUUCGGUCUAAAAAAGAUUUUGACGAAUUAGGAGAUGAGUAUGACAAGCGAAAGUGACGAGAAGUUGAUGCCGACCAACGGCGUGGAUUCACCAUCCACCGACGAAACCAACAGCGGAGGGGCAAAUACAGGAAAUCACGGCCAGCUUAAAAAGGGCCCGUGGACCUCUGCAGAGGACGCAGUUCUAAUAGAAUACGUCACAAAGCAUGGGGAAGGCAACUGGAAUGCAGUCCAAAAGAAUUCGGGCCUGUCGAGAUGUGGGAAAAGCUGCCGCCUGAGAUGGGCCAAUCACUUGAGACCAGAUUUAAAGAAAGGGGCUUUUACCCCCGAGGAGGAGCGUCGUAUAAUCGAGCUUCACGCGAAGAUGGGGAAUAAAUGGGCCCGAAUGGCCGCUGAGUUACCGGGCCGCACGGACAACGAGAUAAAGAACUUCUGGAACACCCGAAUCAAACGGAGGCAACGUGCCGGCCUACCCAUCUACCCUCCCGACAUCUCCCUCGACUCCCUUCCCAACGAAAACGCAGACGAGCCUCCAGCCGCCGACGGGCCCCACCACCACCCAGACUACCUCCCCGUGAGCACCUUGAUCAACAUACCAUCCGUCGAGUUCAAGGGCCUCGAGCUCGGCCGCCAGCACUACCUCUACCAUCAUCAUCAUCAUCAUCAUCAUCAUCCAUCUCUCGACAUCGCCAUGCCCUUCCUCGAGCCCAUGUCUUUCCACCACCCCUUCAAACGGCCCCGUGGCCCCGAACCCCUCUUCCCUCCUCCCUUGUACCACCACCACAACUCUUCCUCCUUCGUUUUUCCCCAAUACGAACAAAACUCGACUCUUCACAACGUCGAGCUCCCUUCACUCCAAACCCACGGGCCCGACCCCCCGUUGCCCUUCUUCGAGCCGACGCCCGACAACGUCCUCAUCCAAGAUGGGCCCGGGCUUGGGCCCGCGUCCACCAAUGGCCUCCUCGAGGAUGUCCUCUAUGGCUCCGAGGCCUUGAGGACCAAACCCACCUUCUUCGGGCAUAGCCUCGAGUCGGGUGGAACCCACUGGGAGGGCUAUGAUGAGCAGCUCUCGCCCCCACUCGGCCAAUCCCCUUCGUCCGUCUUCAGCGAGACCACCGGGCCCACUUCCCUAGAUGAGACCGACUUGCCAGUUAAAGAGGUAGCAAGCAAUCUGGGCCCGGUUCAAUACGAGGUAAAAGUUGAGGAAGCGAACCCGAUGAUCUUCUCGAGGCCCGAUUAUUUGCUGGGCUCGAGCUGUUUGGGUCCACCGAUGAAAUGCCCCACCACUAACGAACAUUCCUUGCUGGAAAAUGCGAUGGGGAAACUUCUUGGCGAUGAUUUGAGCAAAGACUGCAAGCAAAUGGACACGGGCUCGAGUACGUCGGCCCAAGGACGAGGCUGUAAUUCUUGCGCGUGGAAUCCUAUGCCGACUGUCUAAGUCGGAUUUAUUGUCGGUUGACCAUCAAGAAGAGGAAAAGAAGAAUAUCCAAGUGUUUGUUUGGUGGGUUCUUUUUGUUAUGUCUUUUAUGAUGUGUACUGAAAGUUUGUAGGGUGAAUGUAGUUGCAUUGAUCAGAAACAUCAUUGUGUGAUGUUUAUGAGGCGUUUUUACCUCCUGAUCUUUUAUUUGUUAUUGACGGAUUUCUAUGUAGUUUUCAUGUGAGAGUUGUAUGUGGAACUUUUUGUUCCUGCACUUUGUGAUGUUUGACUCUUGAGUUUCAGCUUUUAUCAACAAUGUUGAAGUUAUUUUUGAUGCAUG